This is a messenger RNA of Amaranthus tricolor (Joseph's coat), 3375 nucleotides long. RefSeq names its product probable glucan 1,3-alpha-glucosidase. NCBI's taxonomy places the organism in Eukaryota, Viridiplantae, Streptophyta, Magnoliopsida, Caryophyllales, Amaranthaceae. Gene Ontology annotation, biological process: N-glycan processing; carbohydrate metabolic process. Gene Ontology annotation, molecular function: carbohydrate binding; alpha-glucosidase activity. The transcript is spliced from 6 exons. The coding region runs from base 237 to 3062 and encodes 941 amino acids. The record is from RefSeq and is a predicted model, not a curated record.
GUUGCAAAUAAAAGAACAAAUUUAGAAGAACAUAGGCAAACUUUCUAUAUAAGUCUUUGCUCUUCCAAAUUCCAAAAUACUCCCCAUAUUUCAGUGAAACCCCCACAGAAGUCCAGACUAGAGACUAUUCCCCCAAUUUUCUUGCUUUCAUCCUUCAUUGAUUCACAAAAAGCAUUGAAAUUCAAUCAAUUAACUAUGAUCAACCCCUUGAUUUAGCAAUUACUGAGUAAACAAAAAUGAAUUCUUGCAAACCCCAAUUCAUACUCUUUCUAAUUGUCUCUUUUUCUCUCCUCUUACCCUCAGUUUUUUCGUGGAAAAAAGAUGAAUUUCGCAAUUGCAAUCAAACUCCAUUUUGCAAACGAGCUCGUUCUCGACAACCCAAUUUCUGUUCUCUUAUAGCCAUUGAUGUUGAAGUUUCUGAUGGGGAUCUCAUUGCUAAGUUAAUCUCAAAAAACCCACCUCAAAUUGACGAAAAAACGACAGAUUCAAAUGAGGAAAAUGAAGAAUCUCAAGAUAUUGUUCAAAAACCUUUGAUUUUAAGGGUUUCAGCUUAUCAAGAUGGAAUCUUGAGGCUUAAAAUUGAUGAAGAUCCUUCCUUAAAUCCUCCAAAGAAACGUUUUGAAGUACCCACUGUGAUUGAAAACAGUUUUUCGGAGAAAAAGCUGUGGUUGCAGCGUUAUUCAGAGGAGAAAAUUGAUGGGGAUUUGGAGCUAUCUUCAGUUGUUGUUUAUUUAAGUGAUGGGUAUGAAGCUGUGCUUAGAAGAGAUCCAUUUGAGGUAUUUGUGAGAGAUAAAAAUGGAGGUAAGCGUGUAAUUUCAAUUAAUUCACAUGGUUUGUUUGAUUUUGAACAAUUGAGGGUGAAAAAGGAUGGGGAUAAUUGGGAAGAAAACUUUAGAAGUCAUACUGAUUCUAGACCUUAUGGUCCUCAAUCUAUUAGUUUUGAUGUUUCAUUUUAUGAUGCUGAUUUUGUUUAUGGUAUUCCUGAACAUGCUACUAGUCUUGCACUUAAGCCUACUAGAGGUCCUGGUAUUGAACAUUCUGAACCUUAUAGGCUUUUUAACUUGGAUGUGUUUGAAUACCUUCACGAAUCACCUUUUGGGUUGUAUGGUUCCAUUCCUUUCAUGCUUGCCCAUGGUAAACCCCGGGGGACUUCUGGGUUUUUUUGGUUGAAUGCUGCUGAAAUGCAAAUUGAUGUUCUUGGAGAUGGUUGGACUUCUGGGGAGUCAAAACUUUCGCUCCCCUCGGAUCUGAAGAGGAUUGAUACUUUGUGGAUGAGUGAAGCUGGUAUAGUUGAUGCAUUUUUCUUUGUGGGUCCUGGUCCUAAGGAUGUAGUUAGACAGUAUGUGUCUGUAACCGGAAUGCCUGCAAUGCCGCAGCUAUUUGCUACGGCUUAUCAUCAAUGUAGGUGGAAUUAUAGGGAUGAAGAGGAUGUUUAUCAUGUUGACUCGAAAUUUGAUGAAAAUGAUAUUCCCUAUGAUGUUUUAUGGCUUGAUAUUGAGCAUACCGAUGGAAAGAAGUAUUUUACUUGGGAUAGAAUGUUGUUCCCUAAUCCGGAGGAGAUGCAGAACAAGCUGGCGUCUAAAGGAAGGCGUAUGGUUACUAUUGUUGAUCCACACAUAAAGCGGGAUGAUUCGUAUUAUAUACAUAAAGAAGCUACAGAUAAAGGGCUUUAUGUUAAGGAUGCUACUGGGAAGGAUUUUGAUGGAUGGUGUUGGCCUGGUUCAUCGUCGUACUUAGAUGUGUUGAGUCCAGAGGUCAGGGAAUGGUGGGCAGAAAAAUUCUCGUACAAGAAUUAUGCUGGAUCAACACCCUCAUUAUAUAUUUGGAAUGACAUGAAUGAGCCUUCUGUAUUUAAUGGACCUGAGGUUACAAUGCCUAGGGAUGCUCUGCACGUUGGAGGCGUUGAACACCGGGAGCUUCAUAAUGCCUAUGGGUAUUAUUUUCACAUGGGCACAUCUGCUGGACUUGUGAAGAGAGGUGAGGGGAAGGAUAGACCAUUUGUUUUGUCAAGAGCAUUCUUUGCUGGGAGUCAAAGAUAUGGAGCUAUAUGGACUGGAGAUAAUACUGCUGAAUGGGAACAACUAAGGGUGUCAGUACCUAUGGUCUUGGCCAUGGGACUGACCGGCAUAACUUUUACUGGUGCCGAUAUUGGGGGCUUUUUCGGCAAUCCUGAACCUGAAUUGCUGGUGCGCUGGUAUCAAUUGGGUGCUUACUAUCCUUUCUUCCGUGGACACGCCCAUCAUGACACUAAAAGAAGAGAACCCUGGCUGUUUGGUGAGCGUAACACAGAACUAAUGAGGGAUGCAAUCCGCACCCGUUACAUGUUGCUUCCAUAUUUCUACACGUUGUUUAAAGAGGCAAACACUACUGGCGUUCCCCUUAUGCGUCCUUUGUGGAUGGAAUUCCCCACUGAUGAAACUACUUUCAACAAUGAUGAGGCCUUUAUGGUUGGUAACAGUAUUUUUGUGCAAGGAGUGUACUCCGAGAAAGCUAAGCACACAUCGGUAUAUCUUCCCGGAGGACAAUAUUGGUAUGAUAUGAGAACAGGAACUGCUUACAAGGGAGGUGUGACCUAUAAAUUGGAGGUGUCUGAUGAAAGUGUUCCUGCUUUCCAAAGGGCAGGGACCAUCAUUUCCAGGAAGGACCGCUACCGCCGAAGUUCCACCCAGAUGGUGAAUGAUCCAUACACACUGGUGAUAGCUCUGGAUAGUUCUCAUUCAGCAGAAGGAGAACUUUACAUUGAUGAUGGCAAGAGUUUUGAAUUCCAGCGUGGUGCCUAUAUUCAUCGCCGUUUCAUAUUCUCUGAUGGCAAGCUUACUUCUAUAAACAUAGCACCCUCAGGAAAUGCCGAUAAAUUAUUCACUACAGAAUGUGUAAUCGAAAGGAUUAUACUUUUAGGACACACAUCACGACCAAAAAGCGCCCUUAUCAAGCCUUUAAACAAGGAGAUUGAAAUCGAGAUGGGCCCCCUCCGGCUUCAGCGCUCUCAAAUGGCAUCUGUUCUGACAAUCCGUAAGCCUAAUGUUCGUAUAUCUAACGAUUGGACUAUACAAAUUUUAUGAGCUCCGUCCAGCCUCUGCACUCGAUGAAGACUAUUUUUUAUUAAGCUUGGCUUUGUGGUACGAAUGUAAUGAGGGAUCAUUCUAAAUAUUAUACAAGUCACUCACAAACCUUGGUCCCUUGGAACACCAGUCGGGCAGACGCCAUCGUUGGUAUGAAUUAGUUCUGAUUUAGUCUUAGUGUUCAGCUUUUAUUAAUAAGGUGUUCUUUAUUUCUUACGACCAAAUUUUGUUUUACAAUGGCAAUAGAUAAUUUGCCCUUAUCUUGGAUUUGCCUUAGCCUUACUACAGUCGUCUAUACAAUUAUUAUUGCUUA